AUGGAUCACUACACCGUUAACUCCUGGAGAGAGGGCAGGGCUCUGGGUAACAUCGACUUCAUCUCAGACUAUUUUAACGUCUUAACGGAGUGGGUGCAUCAGAAGAGAAACGUCAAAGAUAACUUGGAGAAGCAGCUGAUUUGUUCCAUCUGCCUGGAAACAUUUACCAAAACAGUGGGCAUUUUACCGUGGCAACACAACCUCUGUACAAAGUGUGCCAAUGAUAUCUUUAAGGCCUCCAACCCAUACCUCCCAACCAGAGGGGGGUCAGUGACCUCCGGUGGCCGUUUCCGGUGCCGGUCCUACAGGCACGAGGUGGUCCUGGACCACCACACGGUCUACGGGCUCCAGAGGAACCUGCUGGUGGACAACAUCAUCAACAUGUUCAAACAGGAGUCCACCAGGUGAAAGAGUCGUACACUAUAGGAGUCCAAAGGAAAAAUAAUACUUCCGGUACCUGGACUUUGCUUUCCAACCAAGGUGCAUGAACAGAUGAGAAAACUGGGGGGAAACUAUUUGCUCCAUGUACUCGCUAGCUUGUUACAGGUACGGUACAGUUCGUAUUACAGUAAUCAUUUAAAAACGUAAUUAUUAAAGAAAGUAACCACCGUCUCAGAUAGACACCACCACCACCAUCAUCACUACCAUAAGUGGUCCAAUUUGCAGGAUCCUACUAUACCACAGACUGAAAGCACAGACAUCCAGUUACUCAAUUUUGUGACUUUCGGCCAAAAUCCAUUUCUAUGUGUAAUUUCCUUAGCUUCCUUUAUUCCAUUACCAGGCUUUAAACUACUUCCAAUAUGUCACUGAAUUUCCUACAAGAAGACAGAACAGUGAAUUCUAAAAGGUGUUCAGUUAGGGCAUUGAACAGGGAAUUCUAGAAGUAGGUCAGUUAGGGCAUUGAACAGUGAGAUACUCAUAAUGAUAGCAAUGUGACAUUUUCUCUUCUGAUAGAAAUAUUAAAAACUCAUACAACCUACACGUAAAACGUGUUAAAACUGUUCUCAGGGGAAAAAGUCCUGGUGCCACUCAUACUGAAUGUUUUCUUCAAUAUUGACUACUUUUCUCACCUUGUUUACCAG
Salvelinus sp. IW2-2015 is the source of this 1082-nucleotide messenger RNA. The record is from RefSeq and is a predicted model, not a curated record. Lineage: Eukaryota; Metazoa; Chordata; Actinopteri; Salmoniformes; Salmonidae.